Molecule: messenger RNA, 2011 nt
Organism: Planococcus citri (citrus mealybug)
Lineage: Eukaryota; Metazoa; Arthropoda; Insecta; Hemiptera; Pseudococcidae
Gene: Wdfy2
Product: WD repeat and FYVE domain containing 2
Exons: 7
Coding region: 508-1737 (409 amino acids)
Cellular component (GO): early endosome
Molecular function (GO): protein binding; metal ion binding
Source: RefSeq, a predicted model, not a curated record
CAUUCUAGGCCAACUUGCUCUGCGAUUGGUUAAUUUAAAAAUGACGUCUUCAAAACAUCCAAUCAACGAACAAAUUCUCUUAUCAGUGCUGUCACUUAUCAAUUCAUCUUUAAUCCACCAAAAAAGAAUGCAGCAGUCAGUGAAAAAAACACUGUUGAAUAAAUUCUAAUUUAUUUUAUGAGCCUAAAUAAAUUUUCCGGUGAAAAAUAAUAAUAAAAGUGUAAAUUCAGUCGUAAGUUUAAUACUUGUUCGAUACUCACGUUAUAUUUUUAUUCUGUUUACGAUUGAACGCAAUUAUAAGAGAGCCAAAGUAAUCAAACCAUCAACGAAAACUUCUUGAAUGUUUUAUUUUUUAAUCGAGUUUUAGUGAUUAUCUGUUAUCAGUAGAACGUUUUUAUUUCUCAUCUACGUUGUCUAGAAGUGUCAUUAAAAUGAACGGAAGUUGUAUAAUCAGCUAAGUUCUCAAGUUGACGUUGACUCGAUUAUGUGUAAAUAAGUUAAUAUACAAUGGCUGCGUUAAUUAAUCCUGGGAGCAGUGCAGGAUCUGGAAACGAUAGGCAGUUUUCCAACAAGAAAUUGGUCUUGAUCGCCAAACUGGAAGGAUGCAAUGACGAUAUCAAUCAAGCAAUAUUAAUACCCAAUAUUGAAGGCGUUAUCAGUGUUUCAAACGAUAAAACGGUUAGAGUAUGGUUGAAAAGAGACUCCGGACAAUAUUGGCCUAGCAUUUGUACUUACUUGAAUUCGGCAGCUACCUGCUUGUAUUAUCAUGGCGAAACUAGACAUUUGUUCGUCGGUUUAGAGAACGGUAUUAUAGUUGAAUUCAAUGUGUCGGAUGAUUUCAAUCGUUUAACUCAAAUUAGAGAUAUUCAAGCUCAUCAGUCUACAGUCACAGCGGUGUAUUAUAAUGCUAAAUCCGACUGGGUUAUUAGUAUAGGUCGCGAUAAAGUUCUCCAAUAUUAUAACUUUCAGACUGGAAAACCCAUCAAUAGUUAUAUUUCCAAUGCUUGGUGUACCGCUUUAGCGUUUGAUUCCGAUACGAAUCAUGGCUUUAUUGGUGAUUACUCCGGCCAAAUCACUAUGUUAAAAUUAGAUAAUAUCGGCGUUAAAGUCAUUACUACUCUGAAAGGACAUUCGGGCAGUAUUCGCACCUUGACGUGGGAUAUCACCAGUCGACAAUUAUUCUCUGGUAGUUUUGAUCAAACCGUAGUUGCUUGGGAUAUCGGUGGACAACAAGGAACGGCUUACGAAUUACAAGGGCAUAAGAACAAAGUAACCGCUAUUUGUUACGCUCCUCAAAAACGUAUUUUAGUAUCCGGAGGCGAAGAUAGCGUUAUCGUUUUUUGGGAUAUGCGUAUUAGAAGAGAAGAAACGCCUUCGUGGGUAGAAUCAGACACUUGUCAACUAUGCAGUGUUCCGUUCUUCUGGAACUUUCGAGCCAUGAUGGAUCAAAAGCAAUUUGGAUUACGUCAACAUCAUUGUCGCGGCUGCGGACGAGCCGUUUGCGACAAAUGUAGUGAAAAUCGUUCAGUCAUUCCCGUAAUGGGCUUCGAAAACCCCGUCCGAGUUUGCGACACUUGUUACGUACACAAAAAAGAUGCCGACCUGACGUCUUUAGCAUCGUUCCACGAUGCCAAACAUAGUAUAGUUUUUAUGGAUCUCGAUGAACCAAAGAAGAAACUUCUUACUGUUGGUCAAGACCGGCUUAUCAAAAUAUGGGAUACAUCUGUGCUAUUGUAAAGAAACCCGUUGACCCGUAAACUCUUCGUUAAGUAUUUCUAUGUUGAUAUUUCUGUCGUUUUCCUAAUAAGUUAGAUCUUAUUUAUUUGUUUAUUCAUCUUUUUCUACGUACUGGGGGAAUCGCAUUCAUUAUAAACGUUUAGAUGCGUUAAUACAAUAUAUACUCUACUUCUUCUAAUUUAUGUGAUAUUUAAAAUGGAAAAUUUUUCUGUACUAAAUAUCAUUGUUUGAUAAACGUACCUAUAUUUACAUUCAAAUAAAGUAAUUACGAAGA